CUUGCAUGAUCAGCAGAGCUGUUCAGAAUCUCAUCCCAUUCCGUAGCGUGUGUGUCUAGAAAAGUGAAUUUUUGUGGCAAAAUGUUUAAAUUCGUUGUGCUCCUUGCUGUUUUGGCGGUGGCUUCUGCUGCCCCAGCUCUUGUUGCCUCUCCUGCUCUUGUGGCUAGAAUUGCUCCAGCCCCAGAAGCACCAGCAAGCACUGCUCAUGCCACUCAUGUCGCUGCCGUUGCCCCUGUUUUGCCUCUAACAUACGCAACCGCCCCUAUUGCAUACAGUGCAUACAGCGUGGGCUACCCGUAUGCACACACCUAUUACGCCUAUUAAGCGGCAAAAGAGAUCUCUUUUUCGAUUCCAGCAACCGAUCAAGCUCAACCCUUCUCAUCUCAGCGGUCAAAAUAAAAUGGAAGAUGUUGAUAAAAGAAAAAAAUUGUGAAGUCUGAAAUUACAAAGUGGAAAAGUGCAGCAAUAAAUUCGUUUUAAAAACUAA
Lutzomyia longipalpis is the source of this 487-nucleotide messenger RNA. RefSeq lists its product as uncharacterized. The coding region runs from base 82 to 324 and encodes 80 amino acids. The transcript has 3 exons. The record is from RefSeq and is a predicted model, not a curated record. NCBI's taxonomy places the organism in Eukaryota, Metazoa, Arthropoda, Insecta, Diptera, Psychodidae.